Phytomonas sp. Hart1 is the source of this 1512-nucleotide messenger RNA. NCBI's taxonomy places the organism in Eukaryota, Euglenozoa, Kinetoplastea, Trypanosomatida, Trypanosomatidae. The record is from the annotation of a GenBank genome assembly.
AUGUCCGCAUAUGACCAGCUGGAGUCUCUUUUCGAGACGAUUUAUCGUCUUCAACACGCCAUUAAUUUAUGUCGUUGGGAUAUGAACACGUAUAUGCCUCCUAAAGGUCAGGAGUCUCGCGGGGAGGCCAUUGCGAUGUUGGAGAAACUUAAAUUUCAGUACAUUACUUCACCAGAUGUGAAGAAGUGGAUUGAUGAAUCCACCGCGGCACAAGAUGAACUUUCUGCCCUUCAGAAAAGCAAUCUUCGCGAAAUGAUUGUUUUAUGGAAGCGCAUGAGCUCACUAUCGGAAGAUUUCAUAUCUCGUAAGGCGAAACUUAACACUAUGGCCCAUGGGGUAUGGAAAAAAAGCCGGACUGAUAAUAAAUUCUCCGAUUACUUACCCGUAUUGAAGGAACUCGUUUUGGUUGCCCGCGAAGAAGGGGCAUAUUUGGCGGCGAAUUCUUCACAGACCCCAUAUGAAGCCCUUAUGAAUGUUUACGAGCCAGGGGCGACGAUCGCCCGUAUGGACGCGCUUAUUGGGCAAGUUAAAUCCUGGUUACCACAGCUGCUACGGGAUGUUAUAAAGAAACAGGAAUCAGUAAAAGACCCGAUCAUCCCGUUCAAAGGACCUUUUCCCGUGGACAAGCAAAACGCACUCGGCAAGGAUAUGAUGCGUACCUGGAAGUUCGACUUUGAUUCGGGGCGACUGGAUAGUAGUCCACACCCCUUCGCUGGUAUGACUAAGGAGGACUGCCGUAUCACGACAGUUUACUUAGAGCAUGAUCCUUUGAUGUGCCUCUACUCAGUCAUUCACGAGGUGGGGCACGGCAAAUACGAGCAGAACAUGGGGCCGCGUCAACUGAUUACGCAACCCGUGUGCACAGCCCGCUCCUAUGGUGUGCACGAAAGCCAAUCCCUCUUCGCCGAGUUCCAGCUCGCACGCGCAAAGCCCUUUUUUAAGUUUCUUCAGCCCAAAAUGGCGGCCCACCUCGACCCACAGCCGGCCUUUAACCUGGAGAACCUCACCCGUGCCGUUCGUAAGGUGAAGCCUGGCUUUAUCCGUAUUGACGCGGAUGAGGUCUCGUACCCGUUGCACGUCAUCCUGCGCUACGAAAUCGAGCGCGACCUUGUGGAUGGGACACUGCAGCCCGAGGAUGUGCCCACUGUGUGGAAUGCAAAGAUGAAGGAAUAUUUGGGGAUCGAGACGACCGGCCGAGACGACCUGGGCUGCCUCCAGGACCUUCACUGGUCGAAGAGCUCCAUUGGGUACUUCCCGACGUACUUCAUUGGGGCGUUGCUCGCGGCGCAGCUCAUGGCGACAAUCCGUACGGAACUUGGCGAGGAGAAACUGUUUAAAUGCCUCCAAACAGGCGACCUGGAGUGCAUCUUGGCGAAGCAAAAAGAAAAGAUUUGGGACCAUGGCAGCUUCUACACGACCGAUGAACUUGUAGAGAGGGCGACGGGUGAGAAGCUGAACCCAGAAUACCUCCACAAUCAUCUUGUCUAUCGAUAUCUUGAAGAUAUGAACUGA